Pollicipes pollicipes is the source of this 2326-nucleotide messenger RNA. Its product is annotated as putative protein MSS51 homolog, mitochondrial. The transcript has 3 exons. Lineage: Eukaryota; Metazoa; Arthropoda; Thecostraca; Pollicipedomorpha; Pollicipedidae. The record is from RefSeq and is a predicted model, not a curated record. Bases 81 to 1478 code for a protein of 465 amino acids.
GACCAAUUUCAUGAUAUCAGUGUUAAGUGUAAAUAUUGGCCUCCGCACUUUAAGAAGCAUAGUGUUUCCGUAGGAGCACCAUGUCGGCGGAGGUCGCGGAGGAGGGCGGCGGCGGUGGUGGUGGUGGUGAGGUGCUGGAUGUUCCACCGCACUACUAUCCCGGCGCUUGCUUCGUCUGCAAGGCCACGCCGCCGCCCGGCGGCAGCCUCAGCCGCUGUGCCAACUGCCGCAUGAUCAAGUACUGCAGCAAGGAGCACCAGAAGCUCGACUGGCCUCUCCACAAGACCAUCUGCAAAAAGUUGCGCAACGACGACGGCAGCUCGGUGCUGGCGGACGGCGCCGGCAUCGUGGACGGGCAGGAGUGGCUGCGUCACCGCGCCAGCCAGACGCUGGCGCUGCGCCUCAUGCUGGGCCGCGAGCUGCGCCAGCACGAGAAGGAGAUGCUGUUCUUCCCGCCGGUAUGCGAGUGCUGCCACCGCUUCCGGCCGGCCGAGCAGAUCGAGUGCCGGCGCUGCCACUCGGCCAUCUAUUGUGGCGCCGAGCACGCGGCGCAGGACGCGACGCGACACGGCCGCUGGUGCGAGUCGCUGCGGCUGGCGCUCGCCUGCGACCGCUACGAGGCGCGCCUAGGCCUGGCCGACCCGCCCAUCCUGCCGGACGUCGACGAGCAGUACGCCCCGCUGCCGGCCGACAUCGUCACCAUGCUCAGCUCGCAGAUACUGGCGGAGCGCGAGGCGGUGCCCGACGGCGCCUACGUCGACCCGGUGCUGAUCGCGUUCCUGACCGAGCGGCUCAGCUUCCCGCUGACGGUACUGCACGCGCUGCAGCGGCUGCCGGCCGGCCGGCCCGUCCAGGAGCUGGAGCGGCUCACCGUGCACGUGGUCGGCGCCCAGAUGCUGGUCGAGUGUCUCGGCAUCAUCAAGUGGGAGUACCUGGUGCACCGACUGCCGGCGCUGAGGGCCAUCCGUCUGGUGUUCGUCGGUCCGGAGCUGUUCCGCGGCUGCGGCCGCGACAUGGCCGGCGCCGUCGAGGACUCGGGCGCCACGCGCUGCGAGGAUUGCACGCGCCGCCAGCGCGACGUGGUGCACGAGAUGCGACCGACCACCUACCACGCCUACUGCCGCGGACCGCACUGGACGCGACCCGACGUCGUCGUCUGCUUCAACUCGGGCAUCCACGAGUUUGCCGAGCGCGAGGAGGACACGUGGCGCGAGUCGCUGCCGUUCCUCGUGCGCCACGACGACGUGCCUCUGAUCCUGACGGCGUACACGCGUACAGAGCUGGACCGGGACCUGGCGCAGCUGGAGCGCGCCGUGCCGGACCUGCGCACGCGGCUCGAGCCGGCCAAGAACCCGUACGGCAGCACGAAACCGGUGCGCGACAUGUGUCGGGAGGAUGACUGCGACGUGUUCUUCCUGAACCAGUUCCUGGCAGUGGUGCAGGGCAGCGGCGGCGGCGACGCCUCGCCCUGCCGGUGAUGGGCGAGAGGUGGCGGCGACCGUUGGCGCGCGACGAGAGGUGGCGCCUGGCGGUGACGGACGGCGAGGCCGAGAGGUGGCGCUGGCCGGCGUGCCGGGGUGCUCAUCGCGGUGAACAGCCGGGGUGGGUGUCCGGCAGAGAGCCGGCAGCCGGGUCGAGUGUGGCUGGUGUGAGCCGCUGUGGGGACGACCGCCGCCGGCCGCCGGUCGCUCAGAGGUGCGCGGUCGGCCCCGUUGCGGCGUGUGGCGCCGCGGAGUGGCGCUCCCCGAGGCACGCUCGCUGUCGGGUGGCUCUGACACGGUAGCAUAUGCUUGUGUGUGAUCGGGCCUGCCGGGUACUCGGUCAUGGCGUCUGUCGCUACAUCCCUGUCCUGUUUCGUACCAUGGAACGGAACUGUUCCGGCAGGGUUCCGGCAGUUCGUGAUCCAUCCAUGUGGGUUUCCGGUCCGCUUUGAUGCUGGUGCCGUUUCUGUCCCUGACACCAGGCUGCAGAGGCGCCGCUGCCGUGAUGCGUGUCGUCAUGCUUUAUCUACGUUGCUGGCCAACAGAGAUUUCAAUGUACCGCCCCGUCGGCCCCAGACCCGUGCUCGUCGCUGGGUGGUCACAGCUGGUGUGUGUCCUGCGUCCAGAGCCCCCGGCCCCCUCAUUUCUGUGUAAACACGCGUUCUGAGGUGGACCGUGACCUUAGCACAUUUUUUGCGACGUUAGAGCGAACGGUGGAUGUCAGUUGGUGUAAGUCGAGUGUGCGAGCUGUCUCUCGAUGUUCGAGUUAUAUUGCUCGAAAAAUGCUGCGGCGGCAUUCGUUAAUGUUUUGUCAUCUAACGCGAAGGCUCAUCAAUAUACGUUUA